UAUAAUUGUCUUGCAUUUUUUAACCAAUAUCUUUACCAAGUGCAUGUGUUGGUGUUUUGUGUGAAGCAACAGGUAUACACGCAACUGAGUCGCGAUACUAUCGCGCAAAAGAUUGUUUAGUUGUUGUUGAGAUUCUGCUUGAAACGGUCGCGCCGCGCAUGUUUGGACCGUCACUCGAAACCUUUACAGCGGGAAAAAUAAAAUGAAAUGUGUGUGCAUGUGAAAAAAACAAUGCAGUGCAGUCUAUUAAAGGCAUUUAACAAUUAUUAAAUAAAUUUGUGCAUCUAUGAAAACGCGAAACGGCUCGCGGCCAGUUUAUUUUGGAGUACUAUCUUCGGCGCAGGUGUAGCGCGUUUCUCAGCGAGAAGCUUUUCCAAUGCCCAGUGAAUAAAAUGUGAUGAUGGUGUGAGAUACUCGAAUGCUUGACGACAAACCCAAUGACGCAGCGAACACGAGAUAAUAAUUAAACCAAACGAUACAAAUAUAUUAAACUAUUCUAAUUGCGAUGGCAAUGAGUGCGGAUUAAGUGAAACAAAACAAAACAAAAAAAAAGCGGAUAAAUCGCGAAACGAAGAAACUUUCGACCUCGUUCAAAAAAUCGUGGCCAAGAUGCCAAUAAUAACAGCGACGACAACAACAACAGCGACAGCAGCAGCAGCAGCAGCAGCAGCGAGUGGUGCAGUGGCAGCUGCGGUGAUUAAAAGCGGUGCAAAGGCGACGACGGCAGCGCCAACGUCGAGCGAUUAUCUAAUGUUGCAACAUCAGCAGCAGCAGCAACAGUUCAACAGUCAUUAUUAUCAGCAACCGCAGCAGCAGCAGCAGCAACAGUUGGCGCCACCGUCAGUUGUGCUAAAUGCUUCCCACCAACACACACAUUCACAUCCACAUGGACAUCCUGUUGUGGCAGCAGCAGCAGCAGCAGCAACAACAUCAGCAGCGGUGGCAACAACAACCACAGCUGUGGCUAUGGCAUCAACCAGUUUUGCAACAUUUAACGGAAACUCAAGUCUAAAUUCUAACCUUGCCAACGGAAGUAGCCGCAACAACCACAGCAACAAAUUCAAUUGCAACGACGUCAACGACUUAACUGCAACUGGCAACGGCAACACCAACAGCAACAGCCACAGUGAUGGCAACGGUUAUGCCAUGCACAAGGCAACGCCACCGAUGGCCACCUUGGCACCUGCCCCGCCCCUUGGACUGCCGCCACCCGCCAUCAAGAAGACGCAGGCCGCAUCGCUGCACGCGUCACGCGAAGAUGUCGCCUCACUUGGUGGCACCUCAUCGGUCAACAGCCAAGUGUCCGGUCAGUUUAUUGGCAAUGGUAACGGGAGUGGCAACAACAACAUCAUCACCGGCAGCAGCGGCAGCAUUAUUGGAGUCAACGGCGGCGCAGUCAGCGGACGCAGCAUCUUGAAGGGAAGCAAGGAAAACCUGCUGCAGAAUACGUAUUACAAUGGUGAAGGCGGUGGCAGCAGCAUGGGCAGCGAAUGCGGUGGACCAGAGAUCAAUCCGACAAACCACGAAGAUCCCGGCGACGGUCUUGGACCACUGCCUCCCAAAUGGGAGACAGCUUAUACGGAGCGUGGCGAGUUGUACUUCAUAGACCACAACACGGGCACCUCACAUUGGCUGGAUCCACGUCUCUCGAAGUAUCAGAAGAAAUCGCUGGAAGAUUGCUGUGAGGACGAGCUGCCGUAUGGCUGGGAGAAGAUCGAGGACUCCAUGUAUGGCAUGUAUUUUAUCGAUCAUGUGAAUCGCCGUACGCAGUACGAGAAUCCAGUGCUAGAGGCGAAGCGUCGUGCGGCCGAGCAACGACAACAACAACAGGAGCAGCUGCAGCUGCAACAGCAGCAAUCGCAACUGCCACCGCAGCAGCCACAGCAACGCUCCAAGACACCCACAGCGGCAUUAGAAGCGGCGACCAUGCAAACGCCUUUGCCACCCACAUCGUUGCCCAUGUCCAAGCUGCCGUAUAAAUUCACGCGAAAUCCGGCAGAGUUGCAGGGACAGCGCAUCAAUACGACGCUGCUGAAGUCGACGCGGGGCUUGGGCUUCACCAUUGUGGGCAGCGAUGGCAGCAAUGGCAGCGAUGUCGAGGAGUUUCUGCAGAUAAAAACUGUGGUGCCGAAUGGUCCAGCUUGGCUCGAUGGCCAACUGCAGACGGGCGAUGUUCUGGUCUAUGUGAAUGACACUUGUGUGCUGGGUUAUACGCAUCACGACAUGGUCAAUAUCUUCCAAUCUAUUUUGCCAGGAGAGACGGCUGCCUUGGAGGUUUGUCGUGGCUAUCCGCUGCCUUUCGAUCCCAAUGAUCCCAACACUGAGGUGGUAACCACCAUGGCCGUGGAUGGUUUGCCGUGCGAUGCGGAGAAGCAGCGUCGCCUGAAUGUUGAUCUCAACAUAGAUGGCAACUACAAUUUCUUGGAUCUUUCCGGCGAGGGCGGCAGCAAGGCAGCUGGCAGUGGCUUUAUACUGAUGAAGAAACCCGAGUUGUAUACGUUCUCCAUCAUGAAGGGUUCCAUGGGCUUUGGCUUCACCAUUGCAGACUCCGCCUGUGGUCAGAUUGUGAAAAAGAUUCUCGAUCGCAAUUGCUGCACACAACUGCUCGAGGGCGAUGUGUUGCUCGAGAUCAAUGGCAUCAAUGUGCGCAACAAGCCGCAUUUCUAUGUAGUGGAGCUGCUCAAGGAGUGCAGCCAAACCACGCCCACAGCCCUUAAGAUACAACGCACGCCGCCCGAGCAGCCAGCGCCCAGUCAGAGCAAUCAACUGGGCUUGGGCAAUGUGGCUAAGCUGCGCAAGAACUUUGUGGGCGGCACCGGCGGCGGAUUGUUUCGCAGCAAGACACCAACUGCAGAUCUGUACAGCACACAGCCCAAGGAGGUGCUGCCCAUGCGUCCCAAGACGCCACUAGUGGACACGCGACGUGCUCGUGUCCUCACGCCCAGCAAUGAGUUGCAGCAACAGCAGCUAACAGAUGUGGAGACGACAACGGAGAAUAAGGCGCUGCACCUGCAGGCACAGGGCAAAUCGAACAACAGUCUGCAGGAGCUGGACGACAUUCCCUUCAUGGAUCCCUAUCCCAAGAUGGUUAGUCGCCUGAGCGAACGCCUGGCCGAGGCCACGCUCCAGGGUGUUGUCGACGUGGACGUGGAUGUGGACGAUGGUGGCGGCAAUUACAAUCCCAUUUAUGGCCUGCCGCCGAGCAUGCAACCGUUGCCCUUGCCUCUGGCGCAUCACGAGUCCUGCUAUUGCUACGACUGCCAAGCACAGCGCUAUCAACGACCCCAGCAAGCCUCUUCCGCCUCCCAGCUGGGCUACUAUGUCCAGCAGUCAGCUGCAGUCCCUACUGUGCCACCUGGUCAGUACUCGCCAAUGCAGGCGGCACACAUUCAGAACGAACGCAUGCAGCGGCGUGUCAAUGAGCUGCUCAGCGACAGAAGACGCGUGGGAUUUGCCAAUCUGGAGCCGCAGGCACAGCAGCAGCAGUUGACGAUGCCGCUGCAGAUGCAGCAUUCGCCCAGCUGGCGUAAUGGCGCAUUGCUCGAUGUCUCGGAGGAUGCGGAUCAGUGUGAGCUCACCGAGGUGACACUGGAGCGUCAGGCCAUGGGCUUUGGCUUUCGCAUUGUCGGCGGCACCGAGGAGGGCUCUCAGGUGACGGUGGGUCACAUUGUGCCCGGCGGUGCGGCAGACAAUGAUCAGCGCAUUGCCACUGGCGACGAGAUACUCAGCAUCGAUGGCAUCAAUGUGCUCAAUUCAUCGCACCACAAAGUUGUCUCGCUGGUGGGCGAGUCUGCAGUUCGUGGUCAGGUCACAAUGAUACUGCGUCGUCGUCGUGCUCCUCUGCUGCAGCAGGCGCCGCUGGCACAGCUGCGUCGCUAUCCCUACGAUGUGAUUGUGAGUCGUCACGAGAACGAGGGCUUUGGCUUUGUUAUUAUCUCGUCCUCUAACCACUACUAUGGUUCCACAAUAGGCAAACUGAUUCCCGGCAGUCCCGCAGAUCGUUGUGGCGAGCUUAAGGUCGGUGAUCGCAUCAUCGCUGUUAAUCGCAUUGACAUUGCGGGCAUGUCGCACGGCGAUGUCGUCAAUCUGAUCAAGGAGUCAGGAUUGCAUGUCCGCCUUACCAUCGGUUGUCCGCUCAAAGAGGGUGGUCCAAGUCCCGGCGGCAGCAGCGUCGGGUUGGGAUCCAACACGCCUCUCCAGGCAUCGCCCAGCCUGCUGAAGGCGCCGCAGUCACAACAGCAACAACAACAACAACAGCAGCAACACCAACAGUUGCAGCAACUGGAGAUGCCGGGAUUGGGUCCAAUGCCUGGCAGCUAUUUGGAGCGUCCCAGCACAAAUAUUGCGGCCACACUUGCCCUCCACCAGCAGCAGCCACAGUUAUGACUCUGAGAUCUACGCAUUCGGCUCUACAAGAGCUUUCUCUAGUUACACAUAGUAGUUAAAUGUCAAAUGUACGUUUAUCAAGUGCAUUUUACAGUGCCGUAGUCUUAAUUUAGAACUGCUAAGUAACCCCAAAGACUGAAUUUAGUAAGCAAAUCAACCAUCAGCAUAUUCAAUACAUUAAUUUUUUGAAUCUACGUAGCCUUAGAACUUGGUUUCUUUUACAAAACAAUUGUAUAUCGUUAAGUAAUUAAUCAAAAUGAACUUGUGAGCUUCUAAACCAACUUGAAUCUGACUGUAAGAUAUAUCCGUUUGUAAGCAUAUAUAGAAAAUAUCAGUAUAUAUGAAUAUAGCUUAAGAGUUGUUUAUACACGCAUACCAUAAUCAUAGUUUACAAAUUGUACAAAUGUAAAGGACUUAAAUAUUUUUUAUCCAUACGUUUUUAA
Molecule: messenger RNA, 4829 nt
Organism: Drosophila sulfurigaster albostrigata
Lineage: Eukaryota; Metazoa; Arthropoda; Insecta; Diptera; Drosophilidae
Gene: Magi
Product: membrane-associated guanylate kinase, WW and PDZ domain-containing protein 2
Exons: 6
Coding region: 610-4386 (1258 amino acids)
Biological process (GO): hippo signaling
Cellular component (GO): cytoplasm
Molecular function (GO): protein binding
Source: RefSeq, a predicted model, not a curated record